Messenger RNA from Nerophis lumbriciformis (worm pipefish), 10208 nucleotides. RefSeq names its product protocadherin alpha-C2-like. Lineage: Eukaryota; Metazoa; Chordata; Actinopteri; Syngnathiformes; Syngnathidae. Gene Ontology annotation, biological process: homophilic cell-cell adhesion. Gene Ontology annotation, molecular function: calcium ion binding. The record is from RefSeq and is a predicted model, not a curated record. Gene Ontology annotation, cellular component: plasma membrane.
UCUCACAGCUCCAGCGGCAAGGAAACACACCCGUCAGCAGCGCGCAUUGGAGACUGAAAAAAAAACAAAAAAAAACAGCGCAUCACGGACAAAGAAAAUAUGGGCGCGCUGGAGAGGAUUCACCACCGCCGGUACCGACAAUGGCUGAGCCGCUUCUGUUCCAUUCAGCCGGAAUUAAUUUAGCCCACCUUAAUGAGGUGCUGGGACGCGAGGUACUGCAAGCUAAAAAGGCGGAAGGCUGCGUUUGAAACCGUCUGCGGAUCCUAUGAGUUUGCAAUGGAUGUUGCGGGGAUAUGCAACCAGCGAGGGAGCAAUGUGCCUUUUUGUUAUUUUGUGAUAUUCUCCUUAUUGUGUGGCCUUUCGUUCGGACAAUUGCGCUAUUCCAUUACAGAAGAACUGGACAAUGGGGCACUGGUGGCUGAUCUUGCGCAAGACUUGGGGCUGGAUAUUCGAAGGCUGGCCAGCCGGAAAAUCAAGGUAACCUCCAGCAGCAGCAGCAAGCGCUACGUGAUUGUCAACCCUAAAAAUGGCAAAUUGCUUGUUAAUGAAAGGAUCGACAGGGAGGCGCUGUGCGAUGCGUCCAGCAGCUGCCUCAUCAAUCUGGAGGUUCUGGUGGAAAAUCCCACCGAGGUGCACCAUGUUGAGGUGGAAAUUGUGGACGCCAACGAUAAUGCGCCACAGUUCCCUAGGGAGGAGUACCAAGUUGAAAUCACAGAAUCCGCUUUGCCGGGGUCGAGGUACCCGAUUGAAAAUGCCCAGGAUUCCGACAUAGGGUCAAAUUCAGUUCGUUUGUAUCAGCUGAGCACAAAUGACCAUUUUGCGCUGGUAUCCAACAAACCUUCCCUGAACACAAAGCACAUCGAGCUCGUGCUCAAAAAGCCUCUUGAUCGGGAACAGACUGCUUACCACCAGAUCAUUUUGAGUGCUGUUGAUGGCGGGACACCUGAGAAAACAGGCACUGCAAAAAUCAACGUGCGAGUCCUGGAUUCGAAUGACAACGUCCCUAUGUUUGACAACUCCGUAUACAAGGUGAAACUGUUGGAGAAUUCGCCCAAAGACACCCUGGUGAUCAAACUGAAUGCCACCGACCUGGAUGAAGGCACAAAUGGUGAAGUGUACUACUCGUUUAGCAGCUACACUCCUGAGCGAGUCAGGCAGAUGUUCAGCAUGGACACUAAUACAGGAGAAAUAAGAGUAAGGAGAAAUGUUGACUACGAGGAGACCAAUUCGUACGAGAUGUACAUCCAAGCAAUGGACAAGGGUCCAGGGGCGGUGGCGGCACACUGUAAGGUGGUGGUAGAGGUGGUGGACGUGAACGACAACGUCCCUCAGAUCGUGCUGUCAUCCCUGUCGAGUCCUGUGAGGGAGGACGCUCGCGCCGACACGGUCGUGGCCCUGAUCAGCGUCACUGAUCGGGACUCCGGCGCCAACAAGCAGGUGUCUUUAGAGAUCCCGGCAGGCCUCCCUUUCAAAAUCAAGUCCUUCAGAAACUACUACACCCUAGUAACCUCAGCCUUCUUGGACCGUGAGACCAUUGAUGCCUACAAUGUCACGCUGAGUGCCACAGACGGAGGAAACCCUCCUCUUUCCUCUCAGAAGACCAUCCAGGUGGACGUGGCCGAUGUCAAUGACAACCCACCUCGAUUCGAGCAGACGUCAUACACGGUGUACGUGACCGAGAACAAUGGCCACGGGGCCUCUUUGUGUACCGUAAAGGCUCAAGACGCAGACAUCAAGGAGAAUGCACGCAUCACCUACACAGUUCUCAAUGACAAUAACCACGGCAUCCCUGUCACCUCCUAUGUGUCUGUAAAGGCCGAUACUGGCGAGGCUUAUGCCCUGCGAGCCUUCGACUAUGAAUCACUGAGAGAGUUUCACUUCCAGGUCAAAGCCCAAGAUGGGGGCAUUCCUCCGCUUAGUCGCGUCGCCACCGUCUACAUCUACAUAAUGGAUCAGAAUGACCACGCACCACUCAUCGUCAACCCUCCGGGUAAUGGCACACGCUCCUUAGAGACUGUUCAAAAGAACGCAGAUUCUGGUGCCUUGGUGACCAAAGUGGUGGCAUAUGAUGCGGAUGCCGGUCCAAACGCCUGGCUGGUGUACAUGCUCGAAACUGCCACUGACCUGGACUUGUUUAAGGUGCACGAACACACAGGUGAGAUCAGGACCACUCGUAGGAUCCUGGAAGAUAACUCAACCUCGUUUGCGCUAACGGUCUUGGUGAAGGACCACGGACAGCCUGCGCUCUCCUCCACCGCCACCAUCAAUGUGGCUGUCAUGGAGGUGCCCCCCAAAGUGGUCCCUGACCCCAAGAGGAUCAUCCGACCUCACAGCACACUGCUUUUCUCAAACGUGACCCUCUACUUGAUUGUCGCUUUGAGCGCCACCACCUUUGUUUUCCUGGUCACUGUGGUGGUGCUGGCAAUCGUCCGCUGCCAUGCCUAUUGCACCCAACCGGGGUCCUGCUCCCCCUGCUGUGGGUCACAGAAGCCACCUCCUGAUGGCGGCAACAGUAGCGUGAGUGCUGGUGGCCCCGGCGGUGGUGGUGGAGCCGCAGGGCAACCUAAUAAUAAUGUGGUACUCCGGAGGGACCUUAAAGUUGAGCCUCACUACAUCGAAGUGCGCGGAAAUGGCUCGCUAACAAAGACUUACUGCUACAAGACCUGCUUGACGGCCACCUCCGGCAGUGACACCUUCAUGUUCUACAACACAGGACGACCCAUCAGUGGCACCUGGGGCAGUGGCGCUGACCGUUUCUUCACAAGUGGAAGUGGAUUUGUACGCAGACUGAGCAUGCCUGAUGCCUCACUGCAAAUCUGCCCAGAGCCAAAAGCCCCAAAUGCUGACUGGCGAUAUUCUGCAUCUUUGAGGGCCGGGAUGCAGAGUUCGGUCCACAUGGAGGAGGCCUCUGUGAUGCAGGGUGCCCAAGGCAUGCUGGUUCAGAAUUGGCCCACUGUGUCCAGUGCUGCAGACGGAGAGGGUGGCGGCGAGCUUUCACCCCCAGUAGGCGCCGGUGUCAACAGCAACAGCUGGCACUUCCGUUACGGAGCGGGACAAAGCUAUGGCCCACCGCAGGCGCUGAAGCCCGGCGAGAUCCCUCCAGAAGCCUUCAUCAUUCCCGGAUCCCCCGCCAUCAUUUCUAUCCGCCAUGACCCCGGCCCUGUUGACGAUAAAGGUGACUUCAUAAGCUUCGGCAAGAAGGACGAAGCCAAGAAGAAGAAAAAGAAGAAGAAGGAUAAGAAGGAAAAGAAGGAGAAAGGAAAAGAUGAAGAAGAAUAAGGAGAGUUGAAUUGAAGCCAACCUGAUUACAGAGCCAGAAAAAAAGCCAAAUCGAUAUCGUAUAAUUGCAGAAUAUGCAUUAAAUACCAUAUUUACACAGUAUUGUUGCCAUUCAGGCUUUAGGCUCUCUGCGGAAAGCAAAACUGCGAAUCAAAUGCUUUUUCUCUCGUUUGGCUCAUUUGGCCUUCGACUUUAACCAGUAGAAGUUCAUUCUAUUCAAAUGCAUUUUAUGCGAUCAGUAUACGCUGUGAAUUUAUUCAACCCCCGAGUUUGUAUAAUGAAAACCAAAACAGCAAAAAAAAAAAAAAAGAGCAAUUUGUAUUUGAUUAUUGCCAGCACACCAUGCUGGGUGCUAAGUGAAAGCCAAACUGAAAAAUGUGACCUUUUUUUUUUGUCUUCAGUAAUACAUAGAAAUUCUGCAAAUGUGGUAUUUUGUAUAAAAGGGAAAAAAACGAACAAGAAACACGUGAUAUGUGGACCGUAAAAUGAGCACCUUAUAGAGAAUAAGGUGGCUGAGGCACGCAAGAUGACCGUACAGCUUUCUUUCGGUGUAACAGCACAUAAACGCGCAGCAGCGUCUACAACACGCAAACCGUGCAAUAUUGGGAAAACACGACAGAGGUACGAUGAAACCAAAAGUUAGCAUGUUACUAGGAAGUAAGCGCCACAGAUGCUGUCCAUUGGAACGAGGCGUCAACGCCACCGCCAUCUUGAGCAGGGGGAGGCCAGAGCUAUUUACCGUAUUGGCCAACUGAGACAGAGGUAUACACUAUAUUCCCAAAAGUUUUUGGCCACCUGCUUUGACUCACAUAUGAACUUGAAGUGCCAUCCCAUUCCUAACCCAUAGGGUUCAAUAUGAUGUUGGUCCACCUUUUGCAGCUAUUACAGCUUCAACUCUUCUGGGAAGGCUGUCCACAAGGUUGUGGAGUGUGUUUAUAGGAAUUUUCCACCAUUCUUCCAAGAGCGCAUUGGUGAGGUCACACACUGGUGUUGGUUGAGAAGGCCUGGCUCUCAGUCUCCGUUCUAAUUAAUCCCAAAGGUGUUCUAUUGGGUUCAGGUCAGGACUCUGUGCAGGCCAGUCAAGUUCAUUCACACCAGACUCUGUCAUACAUGUCUUUAUGGACCUUGCUUUGUGCACUGGUGCACAGUCAUGUUGGAAGAGGAAGGGGCCCGCUCCAAACUGUUCCCACAAGGUUGGGAGAAUUGAAUUGUCUGAAAUGUUUUGGUAUCCUGGAGCAUUCAAAGUUCCUUUCACUGGAACUAAGGGGCCAAGCCCAACUCCUGAAAAACAACCCCACACCAUAAUUCCUCCUCCUCCAAAUUACACACUCCUACCACUUUGUGGCUGAGUUGCUGUUGUUCCCAAACUCUUCCAUGUUCCAACAAUAUGCCAUGUUCUAACAAUAAAGCCGACAGUUGACUUUGGAAUAUUUAGGAGCGAGAACAUUGCACGACUGGAUUUGUUGCACAGGUGGUGUCCUAUGACAGUUCCACGCUGGAAAUCACUGAGCUCCCAUUCUUUCACAAAUGUUUGUAGAAACAGUCUCCAUGCCUAAGUGCUUGAUUUUAUACACAUGUGGCCGGGCCAAGUUAUUAAGACACCUGAUUCCCAUCAUUUGGAUGUGUGGCCAAAUACUUUUGGCAAUAUAGUGUAUAUCAAGUAAAAUGUUGGCGCCAGUCAGAUGCACAUCGGACUAAUCAGUCUGACAAAACCCCUGCUCAAGAUAGCGGCCGUGUUGACGUGCCUGACAAGCAUAAAGGCGACAUCCACGAUAUGCAAAUACAUGAGCCGAAUGUCCAGAAAAAGGUUGGCGUUGGUGUGAAAAUGUAUUUAUAUUAGAUUGUUUUAAACAAUAUUAUGGAGCUACCAAUUUAAAGCCCCACUUAAGAACUUUCAGUUUUGGUUGAGUUUGGCGGUGUCAGUGGACCAAAGCGGUAGUGUUUUGCCUGAAGGAAGACCACAUUUCCCAUGAAGACCAGUGCACAGGGUUAGUCAGUCAGUAUGACCGAUCUUUCCACAGUAGGAACCUACAUAUUUUACUCAAACUUUAUAUUUGCAGUUUGCAGUCAUGGCAUUGUUUUUUCUUUAUACAGUACUUUUGAGUUUGUUGAGUGGCUGGUCGUGUCAGUGUGGAACUACGAACUAUCUGCUGGCUAUUUAUUGCUACCACGCAAAUGUCGGAUAGCUAACGUUGGCAUUAUCGUUUUGACUUGAGCAUCAAAAGGGAUUUAUUAGGAAAGCAGUAACAGAGCCAAGGCAGCAUUGGUCUGAAAUCCCUCCUCGUCUCUGAGCGAAAGCCGGGCCAAUGCCUGCCUUCUUAAUUUGUUUGUCUCCUCAGACAAAACUUUUCGUUUCUUUGGUUGUUUUGCAGUCUGUGAUGAUUGGGAGUAAUUGCACAUAGGUAUUCGCAUCGACUUAGCUCUUUGUAACAAAUGGGGAAGGGAGGAGUGACGUAUGCCGUAAAGCAAGUCAGCACAUUUGUAGUUUUUUGUGUGGCAGGGUUCAUGCCACCCCCCUCAGUGAAAGCGAAACAGACCCCCUCAAGACAUGACAGAGGUGUCAUUCAACCAGUUCUAAGUCCAUGUAUCGUCCCAAAAAUGUAUUAAGAUAUUUUAUGAAGGUUGAAAAGUUACUAAAUGGGUUGUGUUUUCCCCAUAUUGCAUGUGUUUUGGAUGGUCAGCCACACUAGUCAAGGGCCUACGCUGGGUUGCACCAACUAUGCGAAGGUUAGAUCCCAGGUUAAAUUAGUGGCUUGUUAGAAAACUACAACAUUUGAUUGUAUUGUAAUUGUUAAGGGACAUUCCAUGGCUAGAGUUAGGUUUAGCAUUAAGACGAUAGAUAAAUAUGGAAUGAGCAAUGGUCACCAGUCACUGUGAGGAUAUUGGUUUGACAAUAUUGAUCCUCAAAGGAUGAGACCAUGAGGUUUAAUAUGAGUUUUUGUAUUUUUGUAAUUCCAUCCUCUGCAACUCGGUAGCGCAUUUUAAAGUACACCAUUGUACACCGUCCUAAGAGCUAGCGUCCUCUGCAAUGGACACCCAGUUUUGUUAUUGUUUUCACACUUUUUUACUUAUGUGAAACGAUUUUUAUACUUUUUUAAAUCAAACAUUACAUUCAAUGCAUGUUAUGUACUAAAACAAAUCAAUGGGAUAGAAAUUGUUGAAUAAUCAUUUGUUUUGGUGAUCAUUAAAACAUACAUGGUCAUGAAGUGUGGGUCAUGACCGAAAGAAUAAGAUCGCGGAUACCAGCGGCCGAAAUGAGUUUCCUCAGAAGGGUGGCUGGCAUCUCCCUUAGAGAUAGGGUGAGAAGUUCAGUCACCCGAGAGAGACUCGGAGGAGAGCCGCUGCUCCUUCGCUUGGAAAGGAGCCAGCUUAGGUGGUUCGGGCAUCUCGUGCGGAUGCCUCACGAGCGUCUCCCUAGGGAGGUCCUCAUUGCACGUCCCACUGGGAGGAGACCCCGCGGCAGGCCAAGGACCAGAUGGGGGGGAUUACAUCUCCUCUCUGGCCUGGGAACGCUUCGAGAUUCCCCAGGAGGAAGUCGCUAAUGUUGCUCUGGAGAGGAAAGUCUGGGGGUCUCUGCUUGAGCUGUUGUCCCCGCGACCCGAUUCCGGAUAAGCGGUUGAAGAUGGAUGGAGAUGGAUGGAUAAAACAUACAUUUGUAAGCCAUCCAAAAUCAACCCCGAUCCACAUUCAAACGCAGUCUUUCAAGACAAGCACUAAGGCUGUAUAUGGGGGAAUUUGCCAUUAUAUUAUUAUCAAUGGCGGAGCAGUAAGUGACUAAGCUAAGCAGGUAUGUAGCGCCCUGUCAAUCAUUAAUUUACAUUUUAUGUGCGCUUCUAUAGGCAAAACAAUCAGCAUAUAAAUGUACAUUGCAGAGGGCGCUGGUUCUCAGGAGGGUGUGGGCAGUGAUGCAAUCUCAAAAUCGUGUCCACCCCAUAAAAGUCAAUGUGACAUUUGGUCUAAUUGUUAAUUAAGUCAGACCAUUUCAGAAUAUGAGAACAAUAUAUAUUAAAAAAACAAACAUUUGAGAUGGUUAUUCUGGCCAGAAUGAUGGUGGACAUUUUUGGUUUGAAUCUUUACAUGGAACAAAUUGAAUGAGAACUUGAUGGUACUUUUGAAAAAAAAAAAGUACACGUGAUUUGUAAAAACAUUCAAAAUAUCCUUUAGGAAAUCAUUGUGAAUGGGGGAAAAAAAAAAGGAUGAACACACUUUAAUAUUAGUGAGUACAAUUGUGUGACUUGGUAUCAUUUGCACCGGCUUUGUUGUUCGCUUAACUAUUUUAUUGUCGCCGCUUGUACUCUAGUGAUGCAGUGUUAACUGGGGAACAUACGUCAUGUGCAGCUGAUGCAAUCGCCACCUGACCAUUUGCCUCUUUUCUUGGAAUAUAGUGCAGCACAGCGUCUCCACCCCAAUCUGAGAUGCACAUAACUAUGAACAAACUAUUUGCCUUCUCCAUACACUCUGUAAAAGGUACUGAUGGACGAUGCAGCAUUCUUGAUGAUGAGAGUGCGUCACGCGGCUGUAUAGUGGCAGCAUCAAGCCUGGUAACUCUACUUCUGUUUUUGAACGUUAAGUAGAUGUUCCUCUCUCGCCCAUCACCACUUGUAGGACGUGCUUGGCUCCUCUUCCCACUAAUCGACUGUCGGGAAUAACAUUACUAAUUGAAAGUCACUCCCCUUACGGACUGUGCAAGAAUAGCACAUAUUUGCAUAUUCAUAAACAUACUCUUAAACAUAUUCAUAAACAUAGGACACUCAUCAAACAUACAGUGGUACGUCAACUUAUGAUCUUAGUGGGGUCUGUGACGGUGCUCUUAACUCAAAACACUUGUAUCUCAAAUCUCCCAUUGAAAUUAACUGAAAUGAAUUGAAUCUUUGCCAUGCCCUCUCCCCCAAAGCACAUUUUAAAAAUAAAAACAAACUUUUAGAUAGGAAAUAUUGUAUAGCAACAAAACAAUAGAAUGUAGUACAAACAACUACAGUAGUUUUAUGAAGUAAUGUAAUAAUAAUGUACAGCAUUUACAGUACCUUGGAGAGUGGACUUUGACGGUAUCUCCUUCCAGCUGCUUCUCCGUCAAAUACGUCAUCUUCAGCUUUUCCAUAUUUUCAUGGAUACAUGUCUGCCGUUUAAAUGUUAUUUUAACACUCUUCGCUGGCAUUCUGCUUCAGUAUGGUGCAGACUCGCAGUGAUAUGCUCAAAGUGCUUAAUAAUAUUUUUGAUGAUUUCUUUCUUUAAUUCAAUUAAUAUCAUCCAGCAUUGUCCUUCAAAUUCACAUUCUUCCUUCCCAUGCUUGGAAAAUGCUAGUGGGUAAGACCAGAUGUUUUGGGCGGGUUAACAAAGGCAUUUUCUACGCCAACGAAUUAGGGAUGCCUGUAACUCAAGUUUUUGCUUGCAUAAGAGCGCUUAACUAAAAACACUCUUAAGUUGAGGUACCACUGUAUACAUCUUUGUGAUAAUUCCAUAGUUUUGAUAUUGUGCUUUUUUGGGGGGGAUACAACGCUAAAUGGGGGUUUGUGUUGCUUCAACUUACGGGAUCCAUGUUUGUUUUUUGGCCAAGCUGAGGCUUUUAAUCAGGAAAAUGAUAACAAAUAGAAAGAAUUGCAUGAUGUCAAAUGUAGUUGAUGAUGCAGUUUUUGACAGAAGGCCUUUAUUAAUUGCACAAACACCAGAAUUCUCUAGCACAGUGAUUCUCAAACUGGUACGUGGGCUCCAUCUCGCGGUAUGCCAAAGAAUCACUUAAUUAAAUCUUAAAACACAGUGUUACUGUUCGAACUGUGUGUAAUGAUACAGUGGACACAAAUAUUGGAAAACGCUUGUUAAAUAAAACCUCUGCCUUGUUUUUAAUGAAUAUUUUAUUGUUGGUCAUGAUGUUGGUUUUUGGAGAGCCAGGUGUCUUCUGAGGUGGUACUUGGUGGGUAAAGUUUAAGAAGCACUGCUCUCGCAUUACUUUUGCUGAAUUUUGGCAAACAAGCAGUAGUUUUUAUAAACUGUUUGAGACGCCCAUGAAGAAAUCAUUGUAGCUCAUUGUGAACUGUACAGUAAAAUACUUUAUUUUGCCCAAAUAUUUGAGAAAAUCAUGUUGGAGCAUAUAUUGAGCUGCAGGCAUUGGAACUGGACAUUUGUCAUCUCAUGGUAGUGUUCCUUUUCUAGACCCAUCUUAUUUCUAGCCUAUCUGGCUCAAACCCAACCAUGCUCACACGUCUUUGUCCCCGUCCGUCCGUCAGGUGUUCUCCUGUGCUGUUAGAUCACCAAGUGGCUGUUUGCAUGUUAUAAGCAAAGGAAACAGAUAUUAUAUAAAUACUAUAUAUAACUAAAUAUGUUUUAUUUCACCAGUAAAUGUGUACUGAAACCACAAACCUGCGAUACACUUCCAUCCACGCAUACUGUGAACUCCAACAGUACUGCAAAUUGUGGCAAAAACCUAAAAGUAUCACAUUUUUUCUACUUCUGUAAAUUCCAAUAAUGCUUUUGUGUAAUGUUAUGAAUUGCCUUUUGGGGUUUUUAUUUGCGCGUAUGAUUUUCAUAGAUAAGAAAAUCAACCCUUAAACUUGUGUUACGCUUUGAAAUGAUGAUCAAACAAACACUAUUGUGAACUCAUGUAUACACCCCCCCCCCCCCCCAUAUCUAUUCCAUGCUUAAUAGAGACAAAAACGUAAGAAAAAAGAUGAUUAAAAAAAAAAUCAAAAUACAUAAAAAGUAAAAAAAAAAAUAAACAAAGUUGAUGUUUUCUCUGCUUGUGUAUAGUGAAUGUUUGUCGGUCACUGGGUGUGGCAAUGGUUGGCACAUGCUUGUCGACUGUGACAGUGCAGAUCUGUUCAUAAACUUAUUUUGUACACCUGCUUAUUGUUGAGGUGAUAAUAGUGCUUCUAAAGAGUUAAUCAACCUGGUAAUGUGUUUUGUUAAGUCACAAAUAAAGUUUUUUCUUAAAUAUC